Molecule: messenger RNA, 2826 nt
Organism: Theileria annulata
Lineage: Eukaryota; Apicomplexa; Aconoidasida; Piroplasmida; Theileriidae
Product: SMC-like protein, putative
Exons: 17
Coding region: 1-2826 (941 amino acids)
Biological process (GO): vesicle-mediated transport; double-strand break repair via homologous recombination
Cellular component (GO): nucleus; site of double-strand break; membrane
Molecular function (GO): damaged DNA binding; single-stranded DNA binding
Source: RefSeq, a predicted model, not a curated record
AUGGCCGUAAGUGGAGAAAUAAUAAUUGAAAAAUUCUUUUUAGAGGGCAAAAGCGCAAUAGUACAGGGUAUAGCACUAUGUUUUGGAGCAACGGGUCACUCGGUAGGCCGCGAUGCUAGCUUAAAUCACUACAUUAAAGAUUAUCACCUUAAAAAUGGCCCUAGUUGUGCUAAAAUCGAGAUGUAUAUAUCGAACAGUGGACCAAACAGUUAUGAACCUGAAGUUUACGGAGAUGUUAUAAUACUAUCAAGAACAAUUUAUAAGAAUGGGUCCACCUAUUAUUUGGCUGGUUCACUGGUUAAGAAAACACCAAUUGAUCGCAAAACAUUAAAUCAAUACCUAAGAAAGAUUAAACUCAACGUACUACUUAACCAACUCCACACACUACUCAUUUAUUUAUUAAUAAAUAACCCUACUACUUAUAUGGACCAAGAGAUGUGUAAGUCGUUCUUCUUCCAGUCGAGCUCUCACAGUUUUUACAAGUACUACAGCUCCUGUGCAGGACUAGACAAAAUGGAAGAAAAGAUUAACACUGAAAAAAAGAACUUAGAAGACUGUAAGGCUGAGUUAAGAAUAAGGAAAAAGGUUUUGGAGCCGGACCAGCAGAAGUUAGAGCAGCUUUUGAAACAAAUUGAGUCUUUUGAACAAAAAUUAAACGAGUGGAAGUCAGCAAAGGAAUCAUACAAAUUGGCGCUAUAUAAGGAAUCAGUGGAAGAUUACGAGUCAGCCAAGCUAAAAUAUGAGAAACAGAAAUCAAAUGAUCCAACGGAACAAAUUACUCAGAAGGAAGAAUCAAUCACACAACUAAAUACACAACUGGCUCAACUUAAAAGUGAAAUCAACGAUCUUAUAACUAAUUCCAUGGAACUUAAAGAUAAAAUCAGAACUGAGUCAGACUCAGUAUCUAUCUGUGAAGAUUCAAUCAAGGAGCUGAAAACUUCGAUGGUGGCCCUGGAAUCUAACAUAGCCCAAGUUGAAAAUGACCUUAAAAAGUUCAAAACUGAUGAAAAACAAUCUGAAACUAACUCUAGAACUGAACUUGAUGAAUUAAGAAAGGAACUCCAAUUGAUAAGUGAAGAGUAUGAAAAAUUGGAAGAAGAACACCAGUUACUAUUGUCAGAAUUGACAUCAUACGAGGAAGCUAACAAUGAAAUUGAAUCCCAAAUGAAACAAAUUAACUCUGAUCUGGAGGACAUGAAACGUGACUAUGAAGCUGUCAAAUCUAAUGAUUCAAAUACAUUUUUAACUUCGAGAUUCAUGCUGUACAAGUAUAAUCCGGUGCAUGUUCGAGAAACAAUACAAAAGAUGAAGUCCUCAAGCUUAUUUGUACACGAACCGAUAGGCCCAGUAGGAGAAUAUUUGAGAGUUGUUCAAUCAGUGCCAUCGUGGAAAGUUUUGCCAAUAGUAGAGAGACAUUUGAAAAAAUUUCUAUUUAAUUGGGUGGUUCAUACAGAACAAGAUAGAGUCGCAUUACAGAAAAUACUAGUUGAAAAUGGCUGUGAUAGUAAUAAUAUAUUCAUAACAAAGACAAACCUGUUUACCAGAAAAACAGAUACGUUAGAAAAGGCACAGAAGGAAGUGGAUGAAGUCGGCUUUAAUUCCGUGAUUUUAAAUUUCCUUGAUGUAAAUGAGAUCCCAUCAGUACUAAUAAACAUCAUGAUCGACUCCUUUAAUAUCUCGAAAACAGCCAUUUGUAAAGAUGAAAAGGAGAUGAUAAAGGUGCUGAAGGACGAAAAAAUGAAAAUCACAGCAGCAUACACCAUUAAUAGCGUUGAUUUCGGCAAAAGAGUAAAUGGAGCACUCUUUCUGACCCCAGCCUACGACAAGAACCCAUUCCACUAUCGUUUCGUUAGAUAUUCGUGCCAAGAAGAGGUUGACCCAGUAUAUGACUUAAAACAGAGAAUGUUAGACCUCAAAACAAGAGAAAACACCCUUAAAAAGUAUUCUAAGGAACUUCAUGCCGAGUUGGUAGCUAACAAAAAGAAAGUCAACUCUACAAAUAAUAAAAUUAACUCAAUCAAUAAUAAGAAAACACAACUUAUAACUGAAAAAACGAAACUUGAAGCGGAUUUGAACUCACAAAUGGAAAUUGAACAGCUUUUAAACAAUAAUGAAGCAAUUGAAGAAGUUAUAAAUCUCAGAACGAAAUAUACCGAACAGUUGGCCUCCCUUAAGAAGCAAAUGAGUGAAUAUGAGGAUAAACUUGACGUUGUUUUGAGAGAUAAAAUGAACCACGAGGAAAAUAUGAGGACUCUGAACACAUCUCUUGAGUCUGUUCUUGGAACAAUAUCAAAUAAGAAAAUGGAAUCGAAUAAAACACAGACUUCGAUAAAUAGCUGUAAAAGUGAGAUAAAGCAAUUCUUGAGAGAAAGUAUAAAUUACAACACGAUACUGAAAGAUUGUGAGAAUAGUAUGAACGAAGCGCAAAAGCAAUUGAAGAAAUGUGAAAAUGACCUAAAAGAGUCUGGAAUAGACUAUUCGGGUGAGCUUCCACCGAAGAAAUCACAGGAGUACCUGAGAAUCAUGAAUACUAGUCGGGAGAUUCUGUCCUCAAUUGUGGAUUCAUCAAGCGGUAUAGAAAAUUAUCUGGAGAGCCUAAAGGCCAAAUAUUUUGAGGCUGAGGAGUCUUUGAAGGACAAAAUGGCGAACCUGUUGGAAACCCAAAAGAACUACUCAAGACAGAAGACAAACUAUGCAAGCAGAUUAAAAUUGUUUGAUGAAUAUAGACUUAGAAUGGAAAGGCUGGCCAAGGCUGUCUUUAAAAGCACACUUGAUUCUGUUUGUGGGUAUGAUGGGAAUUUAAUAUUCAAUGACCUCAACAGGUAA